CCAAGUGCUUACUGCAUGCUGUCGAUGUAACCAGGCUCGGACUCUCAAUUACCUAACCUUUCUACUACUAUAUAACUUGCCUGUGAGUUACUGUUAUGUCAAUCGUCAUAGGGAUUGCAAUUGGACCUGCACCCCCACGCGAUGCAACCCUAGUAUGAUCGCUUUAUCACAGCUCUCCCCACACUACAUAGCAGGACAUUCCAGAUAAGCAUAAUGCUGUGCCAUUCUAAUCGCAGGUGCGCAGCCUAUGUGGUUGGUGUGGCCUGUGCUGCGAUCGUCGUUUUAAAUUGACAUCCCUUCCCUCUUGCUUGCUCCUGUCAUCCAUCUUCAUUCAGCUGGAAGUUGUGUGUUCAACUGGUAAGAGGGUACAAUGGCUGAUCUCGAACACGACGCCGGCAAGGAUGCCACCAUCAAAGCUAUCACCAACGAGUCCACAGGCAUCGGCACUCUCGACCCUCUGCACGACGUCGCCCGCGUCGUCGACCACAAGGCCGAGCGUGCCUUGUGUCGCAAAUUCGACUUUCGGCUGCUGCCAAUCCUGGCUUUCAUGUAUCUCUGCAACGCACUCGACAAGGGUAAUUUGGGAAAUGCGGAAACGAAUGGAUUGAAUGAUAACCUUGGCAUGACCGGAGAUCAGUAUAAUCUACUCCUCUCCAUCUUCUUCAUCCCCUUUGUUGUCUUUGCCCCGCCAAUCGCCAUGCUCGGCAAGCGGUUCAGCCCGGCCAAAGUCAUCGGAGUCAUGAUGUUCAGUUUCGGCGUGUUCACACUGCUUUCUGCGUCAGUCACCAAUUUCUCGGGCCUGUUUGCGCUGCGCUGGUUCCUGGGUAUGUCCGAGGCGGCCUUUUUUCCGCUUGUGAUCUACUACCAGACUACCUUCUACCGCCGUGGAGAGCUGGCUCGGCGCUUGGCCAUCUUUUAUGCUGCGUCUAAUAUUGCCAAUGCGUUUUCCGGCUUGUUGGCAUUUGGGGUGUUUCAGAUUAAAAACUCAUCGCUGUACGGCUGGCAGUAUCUGUUUCUCAUUGAGGGCUCCUUCACCGUGUGCUUCUCGGUGUUUGCGUUUUUCUACCUGCCCAAGAGCCCGCAGGAAGCAAAUUUCUUGUCCGAGGAGGAAAAAAAGCUUGCUUUUCACCGUAUCCAGGUUGAUUCUUCUGCCGUUGUCAACGAAGAGUUUAACCUGCGCCAUGCCUUUGGUAUUAUGAAACGACCCACCACAUACGCCUUUCUGGCAAUUGAGAUCUGUCUCGGUGUGCCUUUGCAAGGCGUCGCGCUGUUCCUGCCACAAAUCGUCUCUCGUCUGGGCUAUUCUACCGUCAAAACAAACCUCUACACCGUCGCCCCCAACGUCACUGGCGCCGUAAUGCUGCUCGUCCUCGCCUUCUCGUCCGACGCCGUCCGCCUGCGCUCCCCUUUCAUCGUGCUUGGUUUCCUUUUCACGCUGAUCGGGUUCGUCAUCUACGCGGCUAUCAACGAUGUCAAUGCCCAGAUUCAUCUGGCCUACUACGCCUGCUUCAUGAUGACAUGGGGCACCUCCGCGCCGUCCGUGCUACUGAGUACCUGGUUCAACAACAACAUCGCCGACGAGGGACAGCGCGUGUUACUCACCAGUAUCGGCGUGCCGUUGGCCAAUCUGAUGGGUCUGGUUUCGAGUAAUGUCUUCCGCAGCAAGGACAAGCCCAAGUACAUGCCCGCCCUGGUGACUAUUGCCUCGUUUGGUGGUGCCGGUGCGCUGAUUGCCGCACUGCUGGGAUUAUAUAUGUGGUUUGAUAAUGCGAAGCGGAAUCGUAAGGCGGGCAGGGUGAUUGAUGCCAGGGAUGUGCCGACGGAGCGGCUGCGUGAUGGGCCGAGUUUAGACGAGUUUCGCUGGUUUUUGUAAUUCCCUAUCAAUUUCAUAUACAAAAUAUAUACCCGUGGAGUCGAGUAAUUAAUACUAGGUAAAAUUUUGCUUCACUAGUGGAUACGUAAAAUCAACACUUG
Molecule: messenger RNA, 1974 nt
Organism: Talaromyces proteolyticus
Lineage: Eukaryota; Fungi; Ascomycota; Eurotiomycetes; Eurotiales; Trichocomaceae
Product: putative MFS transporter
Exons: 3
Coding region: 371-1873 (500 amino acids)
Biological process (GO): transmembrane transport
Cellular component (GO): membrane
Molecular function (GO): transmembrane transporter activity
Source: RefSeq, a predicted model, not a curated record